Messenger RNA from Anthonomus grandis grandis, 1592 nucleotides. Its product is annotated as 5-aminolevulinate synthase, erythroid-specific, mitochondrial-like. Lineage: Eukaryota; Metazoa; Arthropoda; Insecta; Coleoptera; Curculionidae. Bases 31 to 1497 code for a protein of 488 amino acids. The transcript has a single exon. Gene Ontology annotation, biological process: erythrocyte development; heme biosynthetic process; hemoglobin biosynthetic process. Gene Ontology annotation, molecular function: 5-aminolevulinate synthase activity; pyridoxal phosphate binding. The record is from RefSeq and is a predicted model, not a curated record. Gene Ontology annotation, cellular component: mitochondrion.
UCCAUCAAAAUUUGACUUUAUUUACACAAAAUGUCGUGUCCAUUCUUAAAUAAGUUUAGUCACAAUUAUAAGCAACAAUAUUUACCCAUUUUAAAAAAACUCUACGGCAGCCACUGCCCUAUAGCAUCGAAGUCUUUAAAAGUAAAAACUUCCGAUAAAGAAGAAACCUCUGUUGGCCUAAAAUGCCCAUUUUUGCAAAAAGUACCACAAGCAGUGAAACAGGUGGAAUUUCAAGAAGUUAUCAAACCAGACUCUGAAGGCACGUUCAACUACAACUCAUUUUUCUCUGAUCAAAUACUCAAGAAGAAACAAGAUCAUUCCUAUAGAGUUUUUAAAAAGGUAAACCGCAUAGCGUCCGAGUUUCCAAAAGCAAUAAACCAUUCAGCAAACUUCUCUAAAAGCAUUACAGUCUGGUGCUCCAAUGACUAUCUAGGUAUGUCCAGACAUCCAGAGGUAAUUAAAGAGGCAGUAACAGCUUUAGAAACCUACGGAACCGGUGCUGGUGGUACCAGAAAUAUAUCAGGAAACUCCACCCUGCACGUGGAUUUGGAAAAAACGUUGGCACAACUGCACCAAAAGGAAUCAGCAUUGCUCUUCAAUUCUUGUUAUCUUGCUAACCAUACCACCCUCUAUACUUUGGGAAGGCUUUUACCAAACUGCCAAAUAUUUUCAGAUGCAGGAAAUCACGCUUCAAUGAUUCAAGGAAUCAAAAACUCGAGGGCUCAAAAGCACAUAUUUAGGCAUAAUGACUCGUUACAUCUUGAAGAACUUUUAAGCAAAGCUGAUCAAAACAUUCCAAAAGUUGUGGCAUUUGAAACAGUUCAUUCUAUGACAGGUAGAGUUGCUCCCAUUAAAGAACUAUGCGACUUGGCUCACCAUUAUGGUGCUUGGACCUUUGUGGAUGAAGUGCAUGCUGUAGGACUCUAUGGAUUAAAUGGAGCUGGAAUAGCAGAAAGGGAUGAAGUUAUGAAUGGAAUUGAUGUUGUAUCAGGUACUCUUGCUAAGGCUUUUGGACAUAUUGGAGGAUAUAUAGCAGGAACGUCUUAUUUCAUUGAUUUUAUUAGAAGCUAUGGUAGUGGCUUUAUUUUUACCACGAGCUUACCACCAGCAGUACUUGCUGGGGCCAAUAAAAGUAUUCAAAUUCUUGCUUCAUCCGAAGGAAGGCUUCUUAGAAAACGACAUGAAAAAAGUGUACAGUAUCUUAAGCAGAAACUGAUUGAAGCAGGAUUUCCUGUUGAGUGCUCUGAAAGUCAUAUAAUACCCAUAAGUAUAGGAAGCCCCUUCUUGUGUUCAGAGAUUAGCAAUAGGCUUAUAAAGAACAGGGGUCAAUAUAUACAGGCUAUUAAUUACCCGACAGUUCCUAAAGGUGAAGAAAAACUCCGGAUUGCCCCCACCCCGUUUCAUAGCCAAAGCAAUAUGGACAGAUUGGUGGAGGAUCUUUGGGAGGUAUGGAGGGAUUUAAGGCUGGAUUUCAAUAACCAGGGAAUGAUUCAGUAAAUAAGGUUCAAUUACAGUUAUAAGUAAAAUAUAUUAAUGAGUUCCGAAGAUCGUGUCAUCUAUUUUUCGUAGCAAGUAAAAAAAAAUAAAUCCCA